This is a messenger RNA of Pomacea canaliculata, 3956 nucleotides long. RefSeq names its product V-type proton ATPase 116 kDa subunit a-like. The record is from RefSeq and is a predicted model, not a curated record. Gene Ontology annotation, biological process: vacuolar acidification; proton transmembrane transport. NCBI's taxonomy places the organism in Eukaryota, Metazoa, Mollusca, Gastropoda, Architaenioglossa, Ampullariidae. The transcript has 24 exons. Gene Ontology annotation, cellular component: vacuolar proton-transporting V-type ATPase complex; plasma membrane; vacuolar proton-transporting V-type ATPase, V0 domain. The coding region runs from base 209 to 2836 and encodes 875 amino acids. Gene Ontology annotation, molecular function: ATPase binding; proton-transporting ATPase activity, rotational mechanism.
CGCUACCCAAUGAAUUUGUCAUAUGACAUUUCUUCAGGCAUGGUCUUUCUUAGUGAAGAAUUAAACUCACUACUACUUUAUUAACAUUUCGCUAAGCUGCACAGACCAGCACAGUUAAAAUACCAGAACAGGUAUCUUCCAAGUAAUAGGUGUUUCUUUUCACUAUAAGGAAGUAUUGAAGUGCUUAAUUACAACCCCAGUGACGAAGAUGUCCAUCUUCCGGAGUGAGGAGAUGGCCUUGUGCCAGCUGUUCUUGCAGUCAGAGGCUGCUUAUGCAUGUGUCUCUGAACUUGGAGAGAUUGGCAUUGUUCAGUUCAAGGAUCUAAACCCAAAUGUGAAUGCAUUCCAGAGAAAGUUUGUGAAUGAGAUAAGGCGAUGUGAGGAGAUGGAACGCAAGCUCAGAUAUGUUGAGAAAGAAAUUCGCAAACAGAAGCUGAAUAUUUAUGACAGAGGUGAAAAUCCUAAGGCUCCAGCACCAAAAGAGAUGGUGGAUCUUGAGGCAACAUUUGAAAAAAUUGAAAGCGAACUACGGGAAGUCAACACCAAUAAUGAAGCACUCAAGCGCAAUUCUCAAGAGCUGUCAGAACUUAAGGAAGUCAUGACAAAGACUCAGUUAUUUCUUCAUACUCAUGGUGAGGAUCUUCAUAGCAUGGUUGAUGACAUGCAUCAUGAAACAGCUCCAGAGGAAUCAGCUAUUACAACAGGACAUGCUGCUUCAAUACAGCUAGGGUUUGUUGCUGGGGUGAUUCCAAGAGAAAAGAUGCCAGGUUUUGAGCGUCUCCUGUGGUUUGCAUGCCGUGGCAAUGUGUUUUUGCGCCAUGAGGAAAUUAUGCAACCCUUGGAAGACCCUGUCACUGGGGAUCCUAUUCACAAGAGUGUUUUCAUCAUAUUCUUUCAAGGAGAACAGCUGAAAUCAAAAGUGAAGAAAAUUUGUGAAGGAUUCAAAGCAACCCUAUAUCCAUGUCCUGAGGCACCACAGGAGAGAGAGGAAAUGUUAAAGGGAGUCAAUACACGACUGUAUGAUCUUAAAACUGUCUUGAGUCAAACUGAAGAACAUCGCAGCCGUGUGCUGGUUGCAGCACAAAAGGAGAUCAGAUCAUGGAUGAUCAAGGUGGAGAAAAUCAAGGCCAUAUACCACACUCUCAAUAUGUUCAACUUUGAUGUCUCUCAGAAUUCCCUCAUUGCAGAAUGCUGGUGCCCAGUCAAUGCUCUGGAUGAUAUUCGUGCAGCCCUGAAAACUGGGGAGAAAAUAAGUGGCAGCAAUGUGCCCAGCAUCAUUCAGACUAUGCGCACCAAAAAGGCACCACCCACUUACUUCAAAACCAACAAGUUCACCAAUGGCUUUCAAAAUAUUGUCAGCGCAUAUGGUGUAGCCACUUACCUGGAGGUUAAUCCUUCUUUGUACACCAUCAUCACCUUUCCUUUCCUCUUUGCCAUCAUGUUUGGCGAUGCUGGCCAUGGUUUCAUCAUGUUUUUGUUUGGCCUGUGGAUGGUUGUCACUGAAAGACAGCACAUGGCAAAGCGCUCAACCAAUGAGAUAUGGAAUACAUUUUUUGGUGGUCGCUACAUCAUCAUGUUUAUGGGUCUGUUCUCAAUUUAUACUGGGAUGAUCUACAAUGAUGUUUUCUCUAAAUCCACAAACAUCUUCGGCUCAUCUUGGUCUGCAGCAAACAUCAGUGAAAAUGCCCUGGAAAAUAACGAGAUGCUGACACUGGAUCCCCUCAUAUCCUUCAGGAAGCACUACCCUUAUCCAAUUGGAGUUGACCCUGUCUGGCAACCUGCCAAGAACAAGAUUGCAUUCCUCAACUCCCUCAAGAUGAAACUGGCUGUAAUCAUUGGUAUAACUCAGAUGUUCUUUGGUAUUUGCCUGAGUUUCUUCAACCACCUACACUUCCGACAUUAUCUGAGCAUUUUUGUGGAGUUCAUUCCUGAGUGCAUCUUCCUCCUGUGUCUCUUUGGAUACUUGGUUGCUUUAAUCUUCCUGAAAUGGGCAACUAUUCAGACCGAGGACUCCCAGUGUUCUCCAGCUUUGCUCAUUCAUUAUAUCAACAUGUUCAUGAUGACCUAUGUACAAGUACCAGAAAGGAAUAGUACUGACUAUGCAUUAAAGGUCAAGUGUUCACAGUGGAUCAUUUAUGACGGCCAGCAACCUCUGCAAACAGCGUUUGUGAUAUCUGCUGUUCUCUGUAUACCUAUUCUCCUCCUUGUCAAACCCUUUGUUGAGCGAGCCCAGCAUAAAAAAAAGAUGAGGAUGGCUGCCCACUUGGGAGCAACUUCUAGAGAUGCAUUGCUGCAAAAUGAAAUUACUCCUGAUGCUGUGAAUCCUGGCUUUGAGAGAGAUAAGACUGAUAAUGUGUCCAUUAACCGAUCCUCACCUUCUGGUGAUGUUGAAGCUGCGAACAGAACACACAUUGUCAUGGAGGAUGAUGAGGAAGAAGAGUUUGACUUUGGAGAAGUAUUCAUCCAUCAGGCCAUCCACACUAUUGAAUUCUGUCUUGGGUGCAUCUCCCACACAGCCUCUUAUCUUCGAUUGUGGGCUCUCUCCUUGGCUCAUGCUCAGCUGUCAGAAGUUCUCUGGCAAAUGGUCUUCAGCCUGGGUCUAAAAAUGGACAUGAAAUAUGCUGGCUGCAUCCCAGUCUUCAUCCUAUGGUUCUUCUGGGCAAACCUGACAGUAGCUGUUUUGCUACUCAUGGAGGGGCUGUCAGCCUUCCUGCAUACACUUCGUCUUCACUGGGUGGAAUUCCAGAGCAAGUUUUACAAAGGUGAAGGGUACAUAUUCCAACCUUUUGGCUUCAAGGAGAUCCUCAAAAUGGACUCUCUAGAAGAGUCCAAAUAGAUAUUGCAUGGAGUAGUGGACACCAUGCAAUAUAACGGACACCUGCUUCAAUGCUCAGCUGUAACCAGUUGACACAAAUAUUGGGAAAAAAUGGUCAUCUCAGUAAAACAUCUAUUGCAAUCUUCUGGAAAACUUUAAUAACUGCCCUUUGCUUUUUGUAAACUUUUCCCCUAUUUCUCAACGAACAUUUGACAAAUAAUGGACAUACAGGAUCAUUGGGAAAAUUUAUUUUUCUACAGUUUUGAAAACUUGAAAAGGUCUUACCUUUAUGCUGCAGUUUUUUAAAUUCUCACCAGACCAAGAUUUCACAAUUUUCUCUUCUCAUACCAUCCAGCAGUCAUGUACAUAAAAGAAUAGCAGUGAUGUGUAUUAAGUGAAACACAAUUUAGUUCAUUUACAGAGAUUAUCAAAUAAGAACCAACUCUUUAACAGACCAGUGCACAAAAUUCGUGGCCAAGACUUUUAUUAAAUUCUAGUUUGCAUGUGGGCUUUUUGUCUGAACAAAACAUGGCAUUCUGUAUUUUUUUUUUUUUUUUGGACUCCAUCAUGUGAUGUACUGCAGCUGCAGAGGGCCUUGUGGAAUGUUUUCAUGUUUUGCAAUGAUAAAAUUAUUUUGGAAAGUUUAUUUUAUUGUAAGUUUGGUUAUAUGCCUAUCUAAGCAUGAAUUUAGACAUUCCAGAUAAGAGCAAUUUCAUGAGGUAACAUCUGUGAUAAUCAAGGAAUUAUUACAAGGAACACUUGACAUUAAUAUUCAGUUUUUAGUAGAGAAAGUCUUCGAUCAUGACUAGAUUCAUAUGCUGCUUGAUGUAUGAACAGCUAUCAGGGUACUUGCACUUAUUUUUAUACUCUUAUUACAUAUACUUGUGGUCUGUUGGGUUAGAGUGUCAGAUAAGUAGCACAACGCAGCUACUUAAUUUUUUAGUAUUUUUCUUCUAAAGACAAUGAUGUGCAGUUCUAUUUCACAGCUAUCAUUCUGCACAUUACCAAGUCUUUCAGAUUUUAUCUUGCUGAAAACACUGCUGCAUUCUUUGUUUAAAACAAAUCCCUAAAAUGUGGUCUUUCCUGACAAUAUUUUUUGUACUUGACUGUAUAUUCAGAAAAUAAAGUCUGCAUUCUAGCA